Messenger RNA from Aspergillus neoniger CBS 115656, 3480 nucleotides. Its product is annotated as NACHT and Ankyrin domain protein. The record is from RefSeq and is a predicted model, not a curated record. The transcript is spliced from 17 exons. Bases 343 to 3480 code for a protein of 1045 amino acids. NCBI's taxonomy places the organism in Eukaryota, Fungi, Ascomycota, Eurotiomycetes, Eurotiales, Aspergillaceae. Gene Ontology annotation, molecular function: ATP hydrolysis activity; protein binding.
CGCAAAGGGUUUGUACCCGCAUGUUUCUCUUUUUCUGCUAGACGCCACUAUUGUUAUUCGCUGCGCAUCCGUCCUGUUUUCCGCAUGGAAACCCACCCGGCACGCUUGGGUCAACCGCUUAGUCCUACUUUGUCUCGCUGAUUUCUCACUCACACUUCCUCUUCUAACCUCUUUUGUUUACCACUUCCAUAUAUCCACAGCAUUUUACUUAAUUGUUGUCACCCUCUCGCUUGUACUUGCUCAUAUACUCUCCGUUGAUUGCGGCUACCAACCCCUGCUUCCCGUACAUUUACAUUACGGCCAAGGAGGGGUCAUUCAGCGAAUUGGUACCGGUGCAGAAAUAUGGUCGAGGUCUCAGAACUCCGGGGGGACCUCGUUCAGGUCACUCAGUCUACUCGCAUUGUGAUGCGCUGUCUCAGCACUGGGCGGGAUUCUCAGGAAACAUCACAAAAGGCUCUCACCCUGCUGGCGGAUAUCUUGGACUUGCUAUAUCGCAUCAAGGAGCAGAUCAGUUGGGGGGAGGAGAAAUGGCACGUGGACCCAUCGCGUCUGGUGGCUUUGGCCGAAAUGCUCUCCUGGCUGAAUUCCUCCAUGAAAUCAAUCGAGCUCUACUUUCAGCCGGGGGGAGUGAGCGUUGCUUACUUCCGGAAACACCUGUUGGAGAGAACAUUCCUACCGCGCCUGGAGCAGUAUAAGAUUCUCCUGUUGCUAGCAAUGCAGCCUGAUUCAGAGGAACGGUCUUGUUUGGAAGAAGAAAUACGAUAUACACUCCGGCUGGCUCGAGGUGUAGAUUGCGGCCCAACGGUUGAUUUACAAUUCGAGGAAGAUGCACUGGGCAUAACAAGUCGACUUUGCUCUGAACAAUUUAUUGGCCUCGCCGACUUGUGUAACCGACGUCUCAAAGGGUCAUGCAACUGGUUCUUCGAUCACACAGAGUACAGACGAUGGCUGCUUGGAACUUUCAAGACACUUUACUGUGUCGGUCCGCCUGGUGCGGGAAAAACAUUUCUUUCUUCUGCUAUCAUCGAUUCUCUGCAAAGAACUUUCACGGGGCCCGAUGUAGCCACGGUAUUCGUUAUCAUCCAGCAGGAGCAUGCAAAGGACCAUAAUUCCACCGAUAUUUUACGCAGCAUACUGGCUCAGCUCGUAUAUCGCAAGCGCAGUCUUUCUUAUGCAACAUCGUCUCUUUAUCACUCUGAAUCCUUAACAAAAGGGAGGGCCUCACCCAAGGAAUACCAUAACGCAAUACGUGCGGAAGUCAAUCGUUUCUCGAAAGCCAUGUUCGUCAUGGAUGGACUGGAACUACUUUCUGAUAAAGAGCGCAUUUUGAGCCGACUGCAGAAACUCCCAGAGCACGCACAGCUAUUAGUCACCCUUCGUGAAGUUACCCAAGUGGGAGACGCGUCUUAUGUGAGCAUCCUGGGAUCAUCAGAGGAUCUUCAAAGAUAUGCUAUCUCUCGGAUCGAGAAUGAUGCUGGAUUGAGGGGGUUGUUUGAAAAGGAACCGGACACUCGGUUGUACGAAGAGGUCGUAUACACUGUUGUGGAAAAGUGCCAUGGAGUUUUCCUUUUGGCGCAUAUACAUCUAGAUCUUCUGUCGCGCUACACAGACAGAAACCUUCUAGAACGAGCUUUGGUCCACUUACCAGAGAGUCUUAUUGAGGCCUACAGUGAAGCGAUGAAGCAGGUAGUGAGCAUCAACCCGAGUGCCGCUCGCUACGUAUACUGGACAUUAUAUGCUUUUCGGCCGUUGACGGUCGCAGAGCUAAAGUGUGCCACCAAAACCUCAACAAUAGAUGACGGAAGCAACAAUUCCACCUUCGAACACUCUCUGCAGGUGCAGACUGGUGGGCUCUUGACCGUGGAUGGAGAAUACCUCACUGGCACAAAGGAUAUUACGGAAGUGUGUAUUACAGCCAUCUCACCAGAUGAAGUGGUCGAUGACGCCAGUAGCGGCUUUCUCAGCUACGCGGCGAGAUACUGGGGCGACCAUGCUCGUCAAGUCCCUGAUGACGAGCAAACAAUACAGGUCCUCACAAAAACAUUUCUCAACAAGCUCCUGUGGCGACGGCCACCUUUGAAGGAUCUGAGUGAUGAAAGAGUCAUACCUAAAGGGCUAGGCCUUGGGUGUUAUCCUUCAGACUGGAGUGCUCUGCAUGUUUUGGCCUUCUUCGGCAUCAUCCCUCGAUCAAACCGUCUGAUCCUCCAAGGUGCCGAUGUCGAUGCACAUGACAACACCCUAAAGUUUACUCCACUUCAUUGUGCCGCGUAUCAACAUGGAGCCGACGUUAACGCCGUCGCACGAGAUGGAAGCACCGCACUGCAUUUGGCCACACAAUAUGGGCAGCGCAAAGUAUUAAAGGUCCUCUUUGCUCAUCGCGCUACAGGCCUCCAGGUGGCAGUUGGCACCGAAUCUGACGAAUCGACGAUCCCGUUGCUAGUGAAAAACCGAGUAGGCGUGAACAUCCGUAACAUUCACACUGGAGACACCGCGUUACACCUUGCUGUUGAAUGGAGAAGACCACGCAUCAUUCUCUUCCUUCUUGACAAAGGCGCUGCCAUUGACAUGAUGAACGAGAAUGGGUUCACGCCGCUGCAGCUAGCAGCGAAAAUUGAUAAUUGUGAGGCAAUCUCGCUUCUUCUUCAGCGAUGUGCCCAGGUAGAGACGCGCUCCCUGUCCGGACAUUGGGUUGCAUUUGAUCUAUUGGGGGAUUCUCUGCUCCACGAGCAGGCGAAAACCUCCUCCAAUACAGCAAUCGCUGCUAAGCUCCUAGAGCAAGGUGCCAAUAUAGAAGCUCGUAAUCACCAGGGGUAUACCCCCCUUCAGUGUGCUGCCAGAGCAGGAAACAGAGCGAUGUGGCUGUUUCUGCUUGACAAGGGAGCAAAGAUGGAUGUUGAAACUCCGAAAGGUGAAACACUCCUCCAUAUCACACCACCGAUCAACGAUGAUUGUCUCGAUAUUCUCAAACUUGCCCUGGACUUUGGACAUAACGUCAAUGCAGUGUCUAUGUUCACAGCCGAAUACAUCCAGAUGCUUCUCUCGUGUGGAGCAAAUAUCAAUGCUCGCGCCACAUCAGGAGCCGCGGAGACACCACUCCAUCUUGCACUUCUUCUGGACUUGGAUGCCGAUAUAAAUGCCAUGACUUCAGAAGGCAAGGCAGCCCUUCAUCUUGCAGCUGAACGCGAAGCGGGAGCAGAUGUGUCACUUGAGACCCCAGACAGUGCCACGUCUGACGAUGAUGACGAUGUUGAUGGUGAAGAGGAGGACGGGGCAGGGAGCACUGCGUUUGAUGUAGCUCGGAAGAACCCAUUUGGUGCGCAAUGGUUUGAUAAUGACGGUCAACUGCGUCCGGGGCCUCUUAGAACCCGUAGAGACAGCGUUGGAACGGACAUAGAGGAUCUACAUCCUGAGUGCUCGGAGGAGGACACGGCAGAGGCGACCCUUAUUGGAGGCGAACAGCCAUAUGUCCUCAUCACUUGA